AUGGAGCCCAAGAAGGCAUCCAGUGCGCGCGGCAACUACGUGCGCCUUGGCAAGAACGCAGAUGUGAUCUACAAGGAGGCCGAUGUCAUUGGCCGCGGUCAGUUCGGUAUUGUGUACCGCGGUCUCAUUCCCGCCUCCGGCACCGUCGUCGCCGUCAAGCUGCUGCAGAAUGUCCCCAUGGUGUUCACUCCAACCUCGGAGCAUGCAAGUCAGCACUUGCGCCAUGCCGACCGGCACGAGGGUAAGGGCAGCCAUCCGGCUGCCCUGUCCUCUGCGGGGCCGUCUUCCUCGUCGUUCGCCCCGCCAUCCAAGCCAAGGUCUCAGGGCUGCCCGUCGGAGCUGGCGAUUCUGUACGACGUGCGCGCCGACAACUGCCCCAACAUCGUGCGCGUCAUUUCCACGUGGAACAAGGUGCUGAGGCCCCCACGUAGCGAGGCAAGCAGCGCGGCAGCGGCCGCCGCGCCGCCGCCUCUAUCGUCGUCCCCCGGCGAGAGUCGACCCUCUCGCAUCUUUGUCAUGGUGACAGAGUACUGCGAGGGUGGCGAUCUACAGCAGUUCAUGAAGGCCCGCGGUGGUGCCCUGCCCGCCCACGUUGCUCGCUCCUUUACUUACCAGCUCUGCAACGCCUUGCUGACACUGAAGCGGCGCCGCAUCGUGCACCGCGAUGUCAAGCCCGCGAACUUGCUUCUGACCUCCGCCGACUGCGAGGUGGCGACGUUAAAGCUGGCAGAUUUUGGGAUGGCCAAGGCUGCCCCGGCACCAGAGAGCCGCAAGGCGGGCCCGGGCAGCGCCAGUGGUGGCAAGGACACCGGCAGCGAGGCGCGUAACGAGGAGGACGAGCCGGCCGACGCCUUCUCCCCGCUGUUCCACUCGGAGAUGGGGACACCGAUGUACAUGUCCCCGGAGCGGCUCGCCCUGCAGCCGUACGGCUACAAAGCUGAUGUAUACUCGGCCGGCAUGGUGCUGCUGGAGAUGAUGCGUGGAUCGUGUGUGCAGGUCAAGUGGGAGUCGCAGCUGUGCUCGGAGGUGCCGCGGACAAUCUGGCGGGAGCUCCGGCAAUACCCACCGGCCGAAGUGCCCGCGUGGCUCGAUCUCGUGCGGCGGAUGACCGCGGCGGAUCCAGCUCAACGGUACUCGGUAGAGGAUGUGCUGCGGCACUCAUGGUUUCACGCGAAGGUGGGGCCGCCGCUGCCGCCGCUGACGUUCCCACUGCCGGAGACAUCAGAGAGCGGCGGUGAGCGACAGCCGCAAGAGACUCGACUAGAGACGGCCGCAACGCCCGCCGUUGGUUGCACCGGUAGCGGCAGCCAGUCGACCGCGCACGCAGAUGCGGACUCCCUCACCGCGGCUGCCGUUGGUGUUCCUGUCACUGGAAGUAAUGAGACGGCUCCCGGGACACCACACCGCCACAACGACCCAACUGUGUGUGCCGGAGGAAAGAGCACCUCGGUUCCUGAGCCGUCGGCGUCUUCGUCCUCCGACGACGGCGAGGCGGGCGAGGGCACACGGCAAGCGAUCAAGGUGGCUGCUCCGUCAAACAAGCACCGCAACUCUCGCCCCGCGGAGCCUUCGAGGUGGAUGGUGCUGGGUGUUUGCGCGGAGGUGGACGCCGUCCACAAUGUCGCAAGCGGUGCCUACACCGGGCCACCAAAGCCGGCACUCGGUGCUCAGGGUGCGUCGCCGGUAACGACCACCGUGCCAAGUGUGGUGACGGCUGAGGCGUUCUCACUGCCACCUGGGUGCGGCCCGCACAUUAUCACUAACGCUGUGCGCUCCUUCGUGGACGUGGUGUACCUUUACGUGCUACAGGACGAGCUGGACGCGGCACGUGGUCUGACGCUGGUGUCCUACCUGAUGGAGCUGAUGCAGAACGGGUACGCGGCGUAUCUGAAGUGCCUCGAGUACCUUGGCUGCAGCUGGCGCCACACAGCAGCGAUGAACAGCUGCACUCUCGGCGGGCACCGGCUCGUGGUGCGCGAGGUAAACGUGCUCUACGGCGUGUGGCGCCAGCUGAUGGCACGCCUGCAUGGCGCACAGGCAGCCUACACGGUGCGGCUUCCAUCACGCAUUUUGGACAGCGCCGCGGCGUGGCGACAGCGGUUGCUGAGAGCGUCGGCCCCUACUGGCGACGAGGCAGCGGGUGCCGACGAAGACGAGGGGGCGCCGACGGCGCUGUUCGUGGAGGAGCCGAGGGACGUGGACGUGAGCGACGCCUCAACGUUGUCGGAGGGUGACAUGAUGAUGUCCACACUCCCUAGUGUCACAUCCAUUUCCAAUGUCGUGGCAGAUACGGAGGCGGCGGAGGGGGCAGGGGUGCCGCUGCUCGCUGCUCCUCCUGCACCGCGGAUUGCGGAGAAGUUGCGCGUUUCUUCCGUCUGCGCGCGCGCGGAGCAGCUCAUCUUUGAAAAGGCAGCUGAGUACGUUCAGUCAGAGGCGUUGUCCAUGCUGAUGGACUCGACGCCGCCGCCCGUUGCCGACGACUUGGGUGCGAUGGACUGCCUGGAAGAGGAGGAGGCAGCGGAGCGAGUGUACCGGAAUCGCACGACGCCGUCCCCUCCGCCAGGGUUGGAGCACCUGUCCACGGCCGCUGACCGUUCCAUGCCUCCACACCGCGGCGUGGCGCUGCUGCGCGUGCUGCUGCGGCGAGCGGUGCUGACGAUCUCUGAGGUCGGUUUAGAGGAAGAGGGGUCUAGGUCAGCGCGCACGCCUGUUGUUGCAUCUGCAACCGAGUCGCUGUCCUAUCUGGUGCCCCCACCGGGACUAAAUCCUAUGUCCGUUGCUGCAGGCAGCGUCAGCGUGGACGCUGUCUCCAAGAUUGUUUUCGUUGUGAAGGUACCGGUGUUUGGCACCCUUGAUCGGACGGAUCUUCGGACGGUCGAAAACCUGCUGCACGCCGCGACCCGCGUGUUCAGCAGCGCACUCUCGUCGACGCGUUAG
Leishmania major strain Friedlin is the source of this 2937-nucleotide messenger RNA. RefSeq lists its product as hypothetical. Gene Ontology annotation, cellular component: autophagosome; cytoplasm. Gene Ontology annotation, biological process: protein autophosphorylation; autophagy; peptidyl-serine phosphorylation. The coding region runs from base 1 to 2937 and encodes 978 amino acids. Gene Ontology annotation, molecular function: protein serine/threonine kinase activity; ATP binding. The transcript has a single exon. NCBI's taxonomy places the organism in Eukaryota, Euglenozoa, Kinetoplastea, Trypanosomatida, Trypanosomatidae. The record is from RefSeq and is a predicted model, not a curated record.